Messenger RNA from Cydia fagiglandana, 1249 nucleotides. RefSeq names its product peptide deformylase, mitochondrial-like. Gene Ontology annotation, molecular function: peptide deformylase activity. Lineage: Eukaryota; Metazoa; Arthropoda; Insecta; Lepidoptera; Tortricidae. The transcript is spliced from 4 exons. The coding region runs from base 583 to 1233 and encodes 216 amino acids. The record is from RefSeq and is a predicted model, not a curated record. Gene Ontology annotation, biological process: peptidyl-methionine modification. Gene Ontology annotation, cellular component: mitochondrion.
GAUUGACAGAAGCGCAUUGAGUGAGUCUGUACGGUUUUUAGGUUAUUAUCCUUAUAAAUAAAACUUUCCUUCCUUACGUAUACUUGGUGACGGUUUAUUAACAACAUUAGUUAUUUCUAGACUGUAAUACAUACUCUCCUGGCCUGAGAGUCAAUAAAACAGUGAUGUCAGGGAAUGAGAAGGAGAAGCCGCCGGACCCCGGUGGUGGCAAUUCCACGGAUUUGACGAACGAUUCUGUAGCAAUGGAUAUUGACGCUCAAACAAGGAAAAGAAACGCUAAAUCUCUGGAAUUGACACCAACCGACUUGUCCCGUGAACCACAUGAAAAAAGACCAACACAGGGUGACAUCAGCAAUGCAUCUAUUUCCACUUUAUAUAAACACCCCGACCUUGAAAACGAAACACGUUCCCAGCACAAUUCCUAUCACCAAAUCAAAAUUAUUCACCGAACAUUCUUAACGUGCGUGGUACGUCUUAAAACGUCGUCAUUGGCAAAAUCCCUCCUGCCAAUACACACAAGAGGGGAAAGCCAUAAAAAAAAAAAAAAAACUUUAACAAUAUUUACUGUGACUGAGUUAAACAAUGACUGUAACUAGAAAAGUGCUCAACUGGUACGCCAGACUAUCUCCAAGCCGUGGCCAUGUCACUCCUCCUUACAGUCACGUCGUACAGAUUGGAGAUCCUAGAUUACGUAAAGUUUCUCAGCCGGUGCCGACUGAAUCUAUCAAAACUGAGCAGAUUCAGACAAUAAUUAAGAAGCUAGAAGUAGUAAUAAACAGAUACGGCAGCCUGGGGAUGUCAGCGCCUCAAAUUGGCGUGAAUAUGAGGAUAUUUGCUAUGCAGUUAACUGCGCUAGAAAUUAAGAUUACGAGUCCAGAUAUUGUCAAAUCCCGUGGCAUGACUGUAGUACCGUACACUGUGUUUAUCAAUCCAUCAUUGAAAAUAGUUGACUAUCGCAAAGUUUCUCAUGCGGAGGGUUGUGAAAGUGUUAGAGGAUUCUCUGCAGAAGUUCCUAGAUACAAAGAAGUUGAAAUUUCAGGUCUUGGUCCUGAAGGUGAGCGGAAAACUGAGAAGUUUAAAGACUGGGCGGCCAGAAUAGCACAGCAUGAGCUAGACCACCUAGAUGGCAAACUGUACACGGACAUAAUGGACAGGAAGACACUCUGCUGUACGUGCUGGGAGGAAGUUAACGUGUCGCAGGGCAAACUGGCAAUACCAUUUACACCAGAAUAAAAUAUGCAAAUGAUGA